Cyprinus carpio (common carp) is the source of this 4882-nucleotide messenger RNA. RefSeq lists its product as uncharacterized. The record is from RefSeq and is a predicted model, not a curated record. The transcript has 16 exons. Bases 111 to 2933 code for a protein of 940 amino acids. NCBI's taxonomy places the organism in Eukaryota, Metazoa, Chordata, Actinopteri, Cypriniformes, Cyprinidae.
UGGCAACCUCAAGAGUCAGCUGACCUGCUGAGGACAGACAGAGGAGGCGCAUCGCAGCGCAGCUCUACUGUAACAAAAGAGAUCGAUCCCUGAGACUUUAAUGAGCGAUCAUGAGCGGCACACAAUCCUACAGUCGCUUCAGUGAUGAAAACUACAAAAACUGGCUGAAAACAACGGAGAGCCUUUACAUUCUGAGGAGCCGCAUUCAGGGCUUCAUCGAAAAGGAAACCGAAACCUAUCACAAUUCUCUUCGAAACAAACCUCAGCUCAAUAGACAGAGCUGUGCGCUGAAGUGCGAGCGUGUGAAUAAGCAUCUCUGCCGGUUGUGUGAACGCUGGAAGAAGGAAAUCAUUGCCAAUCAUAAUGGGAAUGAUAAUCGUAUGUACUGGGACAACUGCCAGCCUCAUCUAUGGCCCACAGAUAAGUGGGAAGUUGCCAAAGCACAUAUGCCACGUGGGCAGACGAAACAUCGCAAGUUUGACCAGUUUGAUAUCGCUGCCAUCCUAAACUUCAUGAAUUUCUGCAAACAUUUCAAGAACAUCCCAGGACAGUGUGUGAGAAACGUAAUAACUGUACGGAACAGUGUAAUGCAUUCACCUGACUUCAAAGUGAGCAAUGAGGAUAUGAAAAAGCAUCACGGAACGCUCCUGCAGCUGGCCGAGACGCUUCAACCUCAUGUCCCAGAAAUGAAAGACUUGGAAAAGGAGAUAACACAGUUUUACAACAUCCUGGACAGGAAUUUCAAUCAAGCCCCGUGUGAGGUAGAUGGCCAACAGGAAGAUCUCCAGACCGUGAAAGACCGCCAGAAUGUUCUGAACCGUGAGCAGCAGGCCAUGAAAGAUAGGAUUGAAGACUUUAUCUCGCGCCUCGAGGGGAACCGAGAUGAAAAUGUCAAUGAAAAAACCCAGGACAUGAAGAGUCUCCUGGAGUUCCUGGACCAAAACAAAGAUCUCCUGGAGAACCUGGGUCCUGAAGUCGACAAACUUAAAGAGAUGCAGGCAAAAGUAGAUCAACACGAGGAGCAGAUCAGCCACCUGACAGGAAGAGUGGACCAUCUGGAGAAAGUGACACAUGAUCCAGUGUUUCCUGGCAACCCGCUUAAAUACAAAAACCAUCUUUAUGAAUAUUGUCAGGCAAAGAAAUGGCCAGAGGACAAAUUUCCUGUUUUUACAGAGGAUCAAGAAGCCCAAGGUUACAGAGGUAAAGUGACAGUAAAUGGACAACGUUUCAUUGGCGAAAGGGUGUUCAACGAAAAAAAGGCCGCCCAUCAGGAGGUCGCAUUCAUUGCCCUCAAGCAGCUGAAAUUACAGAAAGAAAGCACAGAUGAACCGUCAAGCUCAGCCAUGCACUCUGAGGCCUCCUCUUCAUCUUCCUCAGGAAUCACUUUCUUUGGUAAAGUGACUGUGGAUCUCAGUCGAGAAGUUGCGUCUGAUAGAUGCUCUACAAAGGAAGAAGCGACCGAAGCAGCUUAUAAGCUUUUAUGGGAAAGUUUUUGCAUUAGUGCUCCAAUAGAAGAUCAGACAUACAAGUCAGUGAUGAUGGAAUAUUUCAACACAAAUGGGUUCCCAAAACCAAUAGAAGAUUUUAAAGACGGCACAACCAUCUGCAAGCUCAAACUCGUCGGGCCUUUUACUUUUUGUGACAAAGAUGGCUCCACCAAGAAGAAACAGGCGGAGCAACAGGCAGCUAAAGUUGCUCUGCAGCAUCUGUCAGGGAUCCUCAACUGUCCUCCGAUAUCAGAUACUGAGAAGAACUUCAAAGGUGUUCUGAAGGAGCGACUAGAGACACUGGGUCUAAAAAAUCCUGUUUAUGACACGGAUAAUAAAACAGAGGUCAGUGAAGAGCCCAUGUCCAUCGACAUCAGCUCGGAUCUGAUUACUUCUACAGUAUCCAUCAGUGAGGCCAAAGAGAAAGAUCAUUCAGAGUCUAAAAGCAUCUCCACAUCAGGCCAAAAGUCAGUCUUUGUUUCUGUGCUGCCGGACCCUCCAGACUCCAGCUCUCCAGCCUUACUGAGGAAAAAGCCCAGGAUUGAUUGUCCAGAAAUCAAUGAGCUGUUGAAUGUAUAUAAUCUCAAGCCACCACAAGUGAACAUGGAGAACAUAAAAUAUGAUCAUAAUUUCAAAUGUACUGUGACAGUCAACCUGGAAAACUAUACUUGUGUUAACAAACAACAAGGUUACGACUCUAAGAGAGAAGCCACUCGAAAAGCCUACUUGUUGUUCGGCCGUGCGAUGGAAAUUUUGGAUCCUAGCUCAGAUGAAAAGAUGUGCAUUGCGCUGGUGAAGCAGCACUUUUCUCAGAGGUCUCUUCCUCUUCCUCAGGAAGAAGUUGAAGAAUCUGAAAAGUCAUUUUACUGCUCACUAAAGAACAUAACUUACGAUGUGAAGUAUGACGGACAAGGAUCUUCAGAGGAUCAAGCCAAGUUACGUACUCUCCAGAAAGCCUUACAUUUAUUAUCACCUCUCUUUGGUUAUCCUUCACUACCUGGAGCUGAUAGUGCUGAAGAGGUGCAGAAUCAGCUGCGCUCAAUACUGAACAGGGCCGGUCAGAGAGAGCCGGUCAUUGACCUGAAGUCUGAGGAACGGGCCUCUAUCCAGCUGUCUUUCUGUGACUAUACGCUGAAGUGCACAUGUCAAAGCAACAAGAAAGCAGCUAAAAAACAUCUCAGUGAACGCAUACUGGGUCUGCUGGGGGUAAAGACAGAAGCAGACAAUGCACCUUUGAGAAACUCUGUAGAUGAGUGGUUCAAAAAGCAGAUUCUGCCACAGCCAGUGUUUGAGGACACAGAAGAGGCACUUGGAGCAAAGGCUACUUUCUCUGCUCCGUUAACCUGCUGCAGUCCAGGCUGGGAAGACAGCUGGGAAGCUGCAAAGUCGAAGCUGCUUCAAGAGCUCAAGCUCAGAUUUAGAUUUCUGGAUGACAAAAACAAUUGAAAUUUAUUUUAGCUGGAAAAAAAUUGGUCUGGAUGUCCAAGUCACCUACUCUAACUUGACUUGUCCUGGUGAAGAUUCUCAAACCUGGCUUGCAAUUUUAUCUAUUUUAAGCUGUUGUUUUUCAAUACAAAUAUAGAUUUACAUUCAUAAAUGUACAUUUAUUUAUUACAUUUUACAUUUUCCUGGGAUUUAAACCAAUGGCCAUGACAUUGAGAAUGAAACUAGAGAUUUUUUAAGGAUUUAUACCAGAGGUAUACCAACUAAACCAUUUUAACAUCAGAAGAAAAUUACAAAUCAAAGAAGUGUACUGUAAUUGUAUCGAAUGAAAAACGAAAGAAAAAAAAAUUGAAUUUUCCAAAAGGCACUGAUAUUGCACUGACUAAAAUUCCUUCAAAUUGCAUUGAGAUUCAGUUUCAGGGGUUUGUUGUCUUUGCUGGAAAACCAAUUUUAAUCAACUACUGUGAGGUGAGCUACAUUAUUAACAGUUUGAUUGGUCAAGUGAAUCUGCAGAGUCAUUUUACAGUAUUUACUUGUGUUGAGAAAUUGCAGUAUACUGUACAUGAAUCAGAUCUUCAUAAGCUUACAAGAAAAAAAACUGAGCCAUACGAAGUGAGUUUUAAACCCCAGCUUCUAUGUUUUGUAUAUUUAUUCAUCGUUUAGAUUAAUAUUGCCCUUGAACUGUUGCCAUUUGAAAGCUGUUUACAAAGAACUACAAUUUUUUUUUUACAAAACGCUAUAGUUUAUCAAGUAUAGUGAGGAUAUAAAAAGCAUUAUUGAUUUAGUAAUAAUGCAGUUUUUUUAAUGUAUUACAGUUGCUCUUUGGAAUAUUUGAUUUUAAUCGGUACGUUCGCAAUAUUCAUGUGUAUUUCUAAAUAUUGACCGUUGUCCAGUACUACACUGUAUAACUGACUUAGGCACACAUCUCUACAAAUAAAAUAAGUUAUUAUUCAAAUCAGUAUUUCAUGUCCACAUUUUCUUUUAAAUGGUAAGAUAAUAAUUCACAAUAAAUACCAAAAACCUAAUAGUAAAAUUAAUAGGAUGUUGAAUUUUGCUCUAAUAUACCGACCCAGACAAGUGUAAUUAAUGAAGUCCUUAAACUUGACACAAUAUGAAGUGUUGUUUAAUGAACUGACCACAAGAUGUCAAUGAAGCGCUACAGUCUGAAUGUUGUUGUAAUGAUGGAGAGUGAAGGAAUGCAUGUCAGGUUUUAUUCCAGCAGGAUGUUAAAGCUACUCUGGGUCAGGAUGUUCUUUCUGGAUGUUCUUCACACCCAGGACUCACCAACUUAUGACACCAGCUUCAUCCAAACAUACAAUACUGUCUACAGCUCAUAUUCCUCUAGUGAUUACCGCUGUGAGGAGUGAUUUCAAUGCACAAACAUAUUUUUCAUGUUCAGGAAAUGAUGGAACCCUGUCCUGAUCAAUUAAGAUAUCAUGACAACAAAUUAAGAAUUUGAUCCCUUGUUUUAUCUAAUAUUCAUACUUCAGAAGUCUGUUGUAAUUUUAUUUCUUUGAAAAAUACAUUGAGGAGAAAAGAGGACAAUGACAACACGGCGACAGACAAUACAGAGCAGCUUUCAAAUUUGGUCAUUUUUUAUAGAAAUUCAAACAAUAAAUACGAUUUAACGUGCCGUUCAAAUGGCAUGUGAACCAAUCAUCUCUUACUCUUCUCUUAUAGCAUGAAAUAAACAUGAAUGAACAUCAGAAGGUGUCGUAUUUCAACAGUGGAAACACGUCAAUACACACAGUUUUUCAAGUUCAAGUCCAUGGACAUUAAUCUACUCUCUUGUCUGGUUUGUUUGUCGAACAAAAUGGAGCAUUCGGCGUUAUGAUUGGUCAAAUCGCCUGUCAAUUAAACUCCCUGCAAAGGGUCAGUUGAGCAGCUUGCACAUUCUACUAAACAUCUCAUUUUGUGUUCUACAAAACAAAUCAAAUAAAUGAUGAAAGAGA